AGAAGAUAAAACGGGAGUUUUCUCUUACGAUGAAACUGUUAUCUGAAGGACAACUAAAGCUUUGCAUGGUGCAGCCAAUACAUCUCACAUCAUGGUUGUUCAUGCUUUUCAUUCUGAAGUCGAUCUCUUCCCUAAAACCUGCCCGGCUUCCAAUUUACCAAAGGAAACCUUUUAUUGCAGCUUGGAAUGCUCCAACUGAUCAAUGUCUGAUGAAAUACAAUUUGAAACUAAAUUUGAAAAUGUUUCAGGUCACUGGAAGCCCACUGGCCAAGGCCAGGGGACAGAAUGUCACUAUAUUUUAUGUCAACAGAUUGGGAUAUUAUCCAUGGUAUACAUCAGAGGGCUUUCCUGUCAAUGGAGGCCUCCCUCAGAAUAUAAGUUUGCAAGUGCAUCUGGAAAAAGCACAUCAGGACAUCAACUAUUACAUCCCUGCCAAAGACUUCAGUGGACUUGCUGUGAUAGACUGGGAACAUUGGCGACCACAGUGGGCCCGGAAUUGGAACAUGAAAGAUGUCUAUAGACAGAAGUCAAGAAAGCUUAUUUCUGAUAUGCAAAAGAAUGUAUCAGCUGCUGAUACAGAAUAUUUAGCAAAAGCAACCUUUGAAAAAAGUGCAAAAGCUUUCAUGACAGAAACCAUCAAAUUGGGAAUCAAGAGCCGACCCAAGGGCCUUUGGGGCUACUAUUUAUAUCCUGAUUGCCACAAUUAUAAUAUUUAUGCUCCAAACUAUACUGGUUCAUGCCCAGAAGAGGAAAUUUUGAGGAACAAUGAGCUCUCUUGGCUCUGGAAUAGCAGUGCUGCUUUAUAUCCUUCCAUUGGUGUCAGGAAAUCCCUGGGAGCCAGUGAGAACGUUCUACGCUUCUCGCGCUUUCGGGUGCGUGAGUCCUUGAGGGUCUCUGCCAUGACGUCCCAGGAGUGCUCUCUGCCCGUGUUUGUCUACACAAGGCUGGGGUACAGAGACGAACCUUUGUUUUUUCUUUCUCAGCAAGACCUGAUCAGUACCAUAGGAGAAAGUGCUGCUUUGGGAGCAGCAGGCAUUGUUAUCUGGGGUGACAUGAACUUCACUUCAUCAGAGGGGAAUUGUACAAAAGUGAAGCGGUACGUGAGCUCUGAUUUGGGGAGCUACAUAGUCAAUGUGACGAGAGCUGCUGAGGUUUGCAGCCUUCACCUCUGCAAGAAUAACGGCAGGUGCAUAAGGAAGAUGUGGGAAGCACCUGAUUAUCUGCACUUGAACCCUGCAAGUUUCCACAUAGAGGCCUCUGAGGAUGACGAAUUCAUUGUGAAGGGCAAAGCAUCUGAUAGAGACCUGGCGGUGAUGGCCGAGAAGUUCUCCUGUCAUUGUUAUCAGGGCUAUGAGGGAGCUGACUGCAGAGAAAUGAAGACAGCUGAUGGCUGCCCUGAGGUUUCCCCACGUUCCAGCUCACUGAUAGCAUUGCUCCUCCUGGUUGUAGCAGGUUAUCAGAGCAUCCACUUGUGAGAUAAUUGAGUAUAAAGGGAAUUGUGUGGC
Molecule: messenger RNA, 1505 nt
Organism: Ochotona curzoniae (black-lipped pika)
Lineage: Eukaryota; Metazoa; Chordata; Mammalia; Lagomorpha; Ochotonidae
Gene: HYAL4
Product: hyaluronidase 4
Exons: 3
Coding region: 30-1475 (481 amino acids)
Biological process (GO): hyaluronan catabolic process; carbohydrate metabolic process
Molecular function (GO): hyalurononglucosaminidase activity
Source: RefSeq, a predicted model, not a curated record